Molecule: messenger RNA, 2277 nt
Organism: Plasmodium vinckei vinckei
Lineage: Eukaryota; Apicomplexa; Aconoidasida; Haemosporida; Plasmodiidae
Product: SAM dependent methyltransferase, putative
Exons: 7
Coding region: 1-2277 (758 amino acids)
Biological process (GO): RNA processing
Source: RefSeq, a predicted model, not a curated record
AUGUAUAGCAUACGUUAUAACAAACUUUUUAUUUAUAAUAAGUUUAAAGCAAAUGCACUUAAUUUCAAUAUUAUUAAAAGACAAAUCAGUGAUAUAUGUGAAACAAAAAUAAUACCAAUUAAUAAAAGUAAAGAAUAUGACAAAUUGAAAAUAUAUAGAAAUAACAUAUAUAACGACAUAUAUGAAAAUCAAAUUAUUCAAGGUGUAAAGGUACACAAUCUUGAUCCACAUGGAUAUGGUGAAAUAGCCCUAUAUGUCACUAAACAAUAUUUCUUACUUUUUCUAAAGUUUUUUUUAUUAAUACCUGAUGAGCAGGUUAAUUUAAAAGUAUUGGAUAUAAAUAAAAAAAAAAAAAAAGUAACAUUCCAAGUUCUUUGCAAAAAUAAAAAAAGUAAAUAUGAAAUAAUACCUGAAUGUGAACACUUUUCUAAAUGUGGAGGGUGUAUGUAUCAACACAUUAAUUAUGAAUUUGAAAGAAAAUUGAAAAAAGAUUUAUUAAUUAGUUUAUGCAUAAAAUAUAAGAUAAAUAUAUUAAUUAGUAACAAAAAUUAUUUGCAAGAUGAUCACCAUUUCGUUAAAGAAGAUGAAAAAAACAAUGAAGACUUUGUUACAAUUUCAGAAAUAAAACAAGAGUAUAUGUCUGAUGAUUUGGAAAAUGAACAAGGGGAAGAAAAUACUCUUAAUAAUAAAUCGCAGAUAGACAAUAACUAUAGUGACUCACAUAUAUACUAUAAUAGUAAUACCGACGAUUCCAAUAUAUAUGAAAAUAAUAGUAACCAGAUUAAUAAAAACCAAGAGCAUACCAAAAUAUAUGACAUUAUACAUUCAGAUUGCUAUCAUUACAGAAAUAAAUCGACAUUUCAUUUUUCAGUUACUGAUAAAUUAUCAAUAGGCUUUUAUAAGAGACAUAGUUAUGAAAUAUGUGAUAUAAAUGAAUGUUAUAUUCAAGAUAAACAAAUCCAACAAAUAUAUGAAGACAUUAAAAACGAAAUAAUUGAUAAUUUUAAACAAAAUAAUAUAUAUAUAGUUAACAAAAUAAAUAAUAAUGGAUAUCUAAAAUCUGUCGACAUAAAAUAUAGUGUAUGCAAUUCUGAAAAACAAAUUUUAAUAAAUUUUAUUGGAUCCUCAUUAACUGAUAAAGCAAAAAAAAAUAUGAUUAACAUUGCAAAUAAUCUAGCUAUAAAAAACAAAUCAAUUAAAGGUAUAUUGUACAAUAUAGAAACUAAUAAGUUAAAACAAAUAAAAAAGGAAAUUACAUUAUUUGGACAAAAUUAUAUUUAUCAUACAUAUAAUAAUUAUACGUAUAAAUUAGGAGCUAAUACAUUUUUUCAACCAAAUCAAUAUUUAAAUGAAUAUAUUAUUCAAAUUGUUUUUAAAUUAAUUCAAAAUUAUAAAAUAAAUUCUCAGACACAAUGUGUAUUUGACUUAUUUUGUGGUAUCGGUUUUUACUCCUUACCACUUUCAAGCAUUUUUAACCAUGUUAUUAGUGUCGACUAUUCUAUUGAGAAUAUUAAAAAUCUAGAAGAAAAUAUCAAAUUAAAUAAUAUACAAAAUAUAAAGCCUAUUCACAUUAAUCUAUUUAAUCCUAAUGAUUUAAAACAAAUAAAUUUGCAUAUACGACGAUAUAUAGUUAAUAUCAUCAAAAAUAAAAACCACACCCUUUAUAACAAUAUCAAAACAAAAAUUGAUGCUCAAUAUGUGUCUAUCGAUAACGAAAAUGAAUUCAUGGAAAAUUUACAGAAAUCAAAUUCCCUUUAUACGACCUUACCGAAAUUUGUUUAUCAAACUUUAAUAGAAUGGGAAUCGAAAGAAUUAAACAAAAAUACCGCUAACGAUAUUGAUAAAAACUUCUACAAAAAUUUGAGUAAUACGACUUCUCAAGAUUUAAAGGACCACAAAUCUGAUACAUUGCCUUCAAAUGAGAUAAAUAAUGAAAAUAUCUUAUCAAAUGAUUUUGUUAUAUCAAUUCCUGAUCUUAUUAUUAUUAAUCCUCCUCGAAAAGGAUGCGAAAAGUUAUUCAGAAGAUGGCUACGAGGAAUAUGCUCUAGAUUUAUUAUUUACAUAUCAUGUAAUGUAAAUACCCAGUUAAGGGACAUUAACCAUUUGAUAAGUUUGGGAUAUAUAUUAAAAGAAAUUAUCCCUAUUGAUACAUUUCCGAGAACACAACACUUUGAGCUAAUUGCAUUAUUAGAAUUUGAUUAUAAUAAGAAAGUUGACAAUGAAAAAAAGAAGAUAAUGGAACUUGAAUUACAUGAAAUUAAAAAAAAAAAAAGUUAG